Messenger RNA from Fundulus heteroclitus (mummichog), 2190 nucleotides. RefSeq names its product homeobox protein Hox-D4b. The coding region runs from base 369 to 1112 and encodes 247 amino acids. Gene Ontology annotation, cellular component: nucleus. NCBI's taxonomy places the organism in Eukaryota, Metazoa, Chordata, Actinopteri, Cyprinodontiformes, Fundulidae. Gene Ontology annotation, molecular function: RNA polymerase II cis-regulatory region sequence-specific DNA binding; DNA-binding transcription factor activity, RNA polymerase II-specific. The record is from RefSeq and is a predicted model, not a curated record. The transcript has 2 exons. Gene Ontology annotation, biological process: embryonic skeletal system morphogenesis; regulation of transcription by RNA polymerase II; anterior/posterior pattern specification.
AUAGAUAGAUAGAUAGAUAGAUAGAUAGAUAGAUAGAUAGAUAGAUAGAUAGAUAGAUAGAUAGAUAGAUAGAUACUUUGUUUUGUCAGUGUCCACCAACUCUAAUUGUGUUCAUUUUCCCAAGCUGCAAAUCUUCAUUUGUGCCGUGAUGAACUUUUUUUCUUCUUCCAAAUUAGCCCAUUACGUCUGACAUAAACAUCCCAACGUGCCGCCUCUCAUUGGCUGGCCGAGGGGGCACGUGACCCACGCGCCCGUCUGUCUAUUUGACAGCCGCAGGAUGGCCCGGUGCCAGAGGGGGAAAAAGAGACAGAGAGAGGGGAUAGAAAGAAAAAUUAGUAUUCUCCUACUAGCCUCGCUAUAAAUCAAUCAUGGAGUCCUUCGUGGUGAGCUGUAAAUACGCCGAGCCGCAGUUCCCGCCUUGUGAAGAAGAUUACAGUAAUUUUAGUGACCAAGGGGGGUAUUACAACAACCCCCAGGACAGUGGCAAUUACGCGGGGGGCUAUCAGCCUAUGCAGCCCACUCCGCCUGCGUAUGCAUCACAACAAACCGGGUACCAACACUCUGUGCAGGGCCACCGCCGGGAGGAUGCGGAGGAGCGGCCGCAGCACCACACUGCGACCUACCCGCUGUACAGAGAGGCGGACGCGCCCGAGAAGGAGAGGUUCCCCGCAGGCGACCUGCAGUGCCACCAGGCCUGGAUGACCUGCGCCAAGCCCGCUCAGGUGCAGAGGAAAGCGGCCUGCCUGGGCAAGGACAAACCGCCCAUUGUCGUCUACCCCUGGAUGAAGAAAGUCCACGUCGCGCAUGUUAAUCCCAAUCACGUGGGCCCGGAACCGAAGAGGCUGCGCACGGCCUACACGCGCCAGCAGGUCCUCGAGCUCGAGAAGGAGUUCCACUUUAGCCGCUACCUCACGCGCCGCCGCCGGGUAGAGGUGGCCCACGCGCUCUGUCUGUCCGAGCGGCAGGUGAAGGUGUGGUUCCAGAACCGGCGCAUGCGCUGGAAGAAAGACAACAAGCUGCCGAACACCAAAGGAAGGAGCAAAAACAAGAAAGCGACGGACAGCAACAAUAAUAACAGCGACAGCAGCGUGAAGGCUGGGAUCACAGUCUGAAAUGUGGCCAGGUUGCUCCAAAGCUGACUGUCCGGGAACAUUUGAACUGCUUUAAAAAUCUCAUCAACACGAAGCGUUGUGGUGUUAUUUUAUUACUAUUUGUAUUCUGGAUAAUAUUGUUUUGAAGAAGGCUGCAUUAAGCUCCAGCCCCAUAUAUGAAUAAUCAAUGAAUGUAUUCUAGUGACCUUAACGGUUGUAUGGCCUGUCACUCCUUUGAUACAAAACACGAAUUAUCCCCCACCAUAAUAUCCGAUCCGCACUAUAAGCGUGGUGCCAACAUAUGAGAUGUUGAGUCUUUUUUUUUUUUUUUUUUUGGAGAAAACAGGGUUCUUAUUUUUUACAGGGUAAAGAAGCAUAUAUUACAGGGUUUUUUAGAUAGCGACCUAGAAAAGUUGAAAUAGCCUAUAAUUUAUGAGUGUGCACGUUUUCAAAAAGGGUCAGCAAAGCCGGCGCUUAAAGAGGUAGAAUAAACGAGACCAAAAUGCUCAGCGGCUGACCAGCAGGAUCGUUGUGUAAAUAAUGUUUUAGCAUGUUUGCAGGAAAGUAGCCAUAUUGGAAUUAUUAUUCUUUUUUUUUUCUGUUUAAAACUUUGAAUACAGAAUUAAAACGGAUCAUGCUUUUUUACAGGCACGACUCUAUGUUUGACCAGCUAUUGUGACGCACAACUGCGUGUAUUCAACCGAUUCUCUCAGGGUUACACGCACGCGCACGCACGCACGCACACACACACACACACACACACACACACACACACACACACACACACACACACACAAUAUUCCAUUCGUUCAAAUUAAAGCCAAAUUAUUUCUGCUUCCCUUAAAGAAACAGCUUGUUUCCAUUCCACGUUAAUGUGCUAUUACAGCCUAUGUAAGCCAGUACUUAUUUUCAGUUAUUAUUUAGAAGCGUUGUUUUUUUUUUGUUUUGUUUUUUACUCUUUAAGCGACUGUUUGUCUUUGUUCGUUCAUGUACGUCCUUCUUUUUGAAAACCCCCUCUUGUGGAAGAUUUAUAUGUGCAAAUGUUUUUUGAUAAACUAGACGACAAAAAUAAAGAGACAAAAUGUGCGUGUUUUGUGCA